Aspergillus nidulans FGSC A4 is the source of this 1152-nucleotide messenger RNA. RefSeq lists its product as uncharacterized. The transcript has a single exon. NCBI's taxonomy places the organism in Eukaryota, Fungi, Ascomycota, Eurotiomycetes, Eurotiales, Aspergillaceae. Gene Ontology annotation, biological process: steroid biosynthetic process. Gene Ontology annotation, molecular function: oxidoreductase activity, acting on the CH-OH group of donors, NAD or NADP as acceptor. The coding region runs from base 58 to 1152 and encodes 364 amino acids. The record is from RefSeq and is a predicted model, not a curated record.
UAUUUCUCAAAACGCGUGUCUGGCCUCAUCAAAAAUCAGCUAAUCCAACAAAACACUAUGUCUCCAUCUAGUCUCAGCCCUGUCCUCAUAACUGGUGGUAAUGGCUUCAUCGCCUAUCACAUUAUUGCUAAACUCCUGGCCGAAGACCCCAACUGCACCAUCCACUGUAUUGACAUCAACACCACCCGCAACAUUCACGCCUCCGACUCUGUCACCUACCACCAGGGCGAUCUCUCUUCGCUUGCAGACGUCUCACGCAUUAUGGAGCUUGCUCGCCCCGUGACAAUCUUCCAUACCGCAUCCCCCGAGUUCUCGGAGGCCCCCGAAUCCGCCUACCACGACGUUAUUGUCACAGGAACCCACCACCUCCUGAACAGCGCCGCGUCGAUCGGCACCGUCAAAGCCCUUAUAAAUACGUCUACGUCGGGCGUCAUCAAUGACAACCACACCGACCUGGUCAAUGGCACGGAGGACAUGCCGAUCCUGCGACCCCCGGUGCAGAAACGCCUCUAUUGCCUCGCCAAAGCAGACGCAGAAGAAGCCAUCCAAGCCGCCAACCGCCAGCACGGCUUUCUCACCUGCGCGCUUCGCCCGUGUCUUGCCUUCGGCGAACGGGACACGAAUUCCAUGGGAAAAAUGGUUGCUGUUGCACGUGCCGGCCGCUCCCGGUUCCAGAUGGGAUAUGGCAAGAACGCGUACGAUUUCGUGUACGUCGGCAACCUUGCAGAUGCGCAUCUCCUUGCGGCGCAUGCGUUGAUUGACGCUCAUGCCAAUCCGCCUCUCCCUGCGGACCGUCGUGUUGAAGGGGAAGUGUUCAACAUCACGAACGGUGAGCCGUGGCUGUUUUGGGAUUUCCAGCGAGAGAUCUCGAAACAGUUAGGUUUUCCCAUUCAGGAAAAAGAUAUUGUGGUCAUUCCGAAGUGGGUCGGGUUGUUGAUUGGGUUCGUGAGUGAAUGGUUGGUUUGGCUGCUUAGUGGGGGGUCAAAGGUGGCGAAUUCAACGCGCGAGGGCAUUCGAUUUAGUACGUUGGAGAGAACGCUGAAUUGCGAGAAAGCGCGAAGGGUGCUGGGGUAUCAGCCUAGGGUCGGCAUGCAGGAAGGUAUUGAGAGGGGGGUUAGGUGGUUUAAGGAGAAUCCGGAGGCUAUUCCAUAG